Messenger RNA from Drosophila serrata, 322 nucleotides. RefSeq lists its product as uncharacterized. The record is from RefSeq and is a predicted model, not a curated record. NCBI's taxonomy places the organism in Eukaryota, Metazoa, Arthropoda, Insecta, Diptera, Drosophilidae.
AGAGAGAUGCAUUUGAACCUUAGCUAUUUUAUGGGACUCCUCCUGGUGCUGCUGUGCAGCGUCUUUGUGAGCUCUAUGCCUCAGGCUCCUUGCGGCCCACCGCCUAGUGGCACUCCCCCGCCGGGCACUCGUCCUCCAGGACCACCGCCAGGUGGCAUGAACUGUCCACCGCCCACCACAGCCAAUUCUGGCUAAGAGGCUAAGAUCCCCAGUUAUCCCGAUUACGAUCCCCAGGCUAUCGAGACUCUCUUCUAUAAGAAAAAUCCUUUAGCAAUGUCUGCCUUCUUUUUUUUUGUUUGUUAUAAAAUAUUAAAUGUGUGUG